AUGGGCGCAGUCGUGUCUUGCUUCCAAAGCGUGGUACACGCAAUAACUUCGUGCUUCAUGGCCGUCGUUAACGCUAUCGUCGCUGUCAUCAAGGCCAUCAUCAGCGGCAUUGUUGCUAUCUUCUACGCCAUCGCAUCCGUUCUGACCUGCGGCAAGGUGAAGCGCCGUAGAGCUACAACCAGCGCGGUAUAA
Molecule: messenger RNA, 192 nt
Organism: Fulvia fulva
Lineage: Eukaryota; Fungi; Ascomycota; Dothideomycetes; Mycosphaerellales; Mycosphaerellaceae
Exons: 3
Coding region: 1-192 (63 amino acids)
Source: RefSeq, a predicted model, not a curated record